UCAUUAUCAUAAAAAACGAACACGUGCAGAAUACCUGAGAAAUAUAGAGUUUAUUAUUCAUGAAGAAUCGAGAGCAAUGACGGAUUUUAAGAGUUUGAAACUCAAUUCUUGGAUUGUCGAACAAUGCAAAAUCAUUGGUAUAAAGAAACCAACGCCUAUUCAACAAAAUUGCAUCCCAGUGAUAUUGAAUGGUCAAGACUGCAUUGGAUGUGCAAAGACUGGUAGCGGUAAAACAUUGACUUUUGUUUUACCAAUUUUACAAAAGCUUUGCGAAGAUCCAUAUGGAAUUUUUGCUCUCGUGCUAACACCAACCAGGGAACUUGCUUUUCAAAUUUCCGAUCAAUUUGCGGCAAUUGGUAAAUCAAUCAAUCUUAAGAAAUGUACGAUCGUCGGAGGUAUGGAUAUGGUAGUUCAGGGACUAGAAUUAGCCAAGAAUCCUCACAUUGUUGUAUCGACUCCAGGACGUUUAGCGGAUCAUUUAGAAAGCUGCGAUACAUUUUCAUUGAAGAAAAUUAAGUUUCUCGUUCUUGAUGAAGCUGAUAGAUUGUUAGAAGGUCGUUUUGAUAAUCAAUUAAGUGUCAUAUUUCAAGCUUUGCCUAAAGAAAGGCAGUCUUUGCUUUUUAGUGCUACUAUAACCGAUGCAUUAAGUAAAGUUCAACAAGUAUCCAAAAGAGAAAUGUUUCUAUGGGAGUCCCAGGAUAAUCUUGGUAUCGCGACAGUAAAGGAACUGGAUCAACGUUACGUGCUUUGCCCUGAAAAUGUUCGCGAUGCAUAUCUAGUUGAAGUCAUUAGAACAUUUAGAGACGAUAACAAAAUUGGAUCGAUCAUGAUAUUCACCGAUACUUGCAAAAAUUGUCAGCUACUGUCCGUCACAUUAAACGAAGUAGGUUUUGAAAAUGUAGCAUUACACGCUAUGAUAAAGCAAAAAGAACGCUUAAGCUCCUUGAGUAAAUUUAAAUCCAGUCACAUUAAAAUUUUAAUUGCCACUGAUGUGGCUGCGAGAGGCUUGGACAUUCCCGUUGUUACCCUGGUCAUAAAUCAUAAUAUACCAAAUGUACCGAAAGAGUACAUUCAUAGAGUUGGCAGAACCGCUCGUGCUGGUAGAGGUGGUUUGGCAGUCACUUUGAUAACACCACACGAUAUCAAAUUAUUGCAUGCUAUCGAAGAAUUAAUCGGCACGCAACUUACCGAAUAUAAAAUUGAUGACAAUGAAGUCGUCACCAUCUUUCCACAGAUAUCGGUUACAAAACGUGAAGCCGAAAUAAAACUAAAUGAGACGGAUUUUGAUGAGAAAAAAAUGAUAAAUAAGAGGAAAAAAUUAAUUUUACAAGGAAUAGAUCCAGAGGAAGCAGACGAAAUUUUAAAAAAUAGUAAAAAACGCAAAAAAAAGAAAAAGAAGGUAGAAACCGAUAAGAAGCUUAGCGAAGAUAGUUCAUAAAAUUUAUUUUCUCUUUUUAACAAAUGAUCAAUAAUAUCUUCAUUAUCGAGCAAUUUGAAUACAAAUAUUUUGGCUACUUUCCAUUGAUUUGCCAUUAAUCUCAAUACAAACUUGCUUUUACUAUUUUUCUACCUGUU
Ceratosolen solmsi marchali is the source of this 1575-nucleotide messenger RNA. It is a transcript of the gene Dbp45A, whose product is annotated as putative ATP-dependent RNA helicase Dbp45A. Gene Ontology annotation, cellular component: cytosol. The coding region runs from base 77 to 1438 and encodes 453 amino acids. NCBI's taxonomy places the organism in Eukaryota, Metazoa, Arthropoda, Insecta, Hymenoptera, Agaonidae. The transcript is spliced from 5 exons. The record is from RefSeq and is a predicted model, not a curated record. Gene Ontology annotation, molecular function: ATP binding; nucleic acid binding; RNA helicase activity.